AUGCCCAACAAGUUCUCGUUCGACGACUCAGCAUUCGAUAGUUCACCGCCUUCGACACCCGGUCAAACUCCGCAGAAGAAGUCGUACUACCCCUUCGGCGAGAAUCCAUCAACGACCCCGGCUGGCCCUCCCCCCUCGUCCGCCGCUUCCUUCACACCAACAGGCGCUCCGUCCGAGUCUUACCUCGGGAGCUCGUUGCUGCAAGGUGUCACUGCGCAGAAGCCCUUUGGCUUCGGUGGUGCGAGUUCAAAUGGGCCCACCAAGAACCUCUUUGGAAGAAGCGACUCUGCCUCAGCGCAACCACUCGGUCGGUCGAUUGUGCAGAGCGCCAAGCCCGCCAUGAGGCAGCCGUCGGCACUGAGCCGAGAGCUUGGCGCGGGAAAGAGCGAGGUCACCUACGACAACCGGACGGGCAGAUAUAUGAUACCCGACAGCUCAGAGGAAGAGGAUGAGAACGAGGAUGACGAAGAGUACGACGAGCGCGAUGCCGCCGAUGCGGAGAUGGAGCGAUACCUCGAAGCCGAUAUUGGGGAGGAAGAUGUGGAUGCUGAGGCAGAAAAAGAAGAGAUCCAGGAUGACGAUGACAUAUUUUUGAACAUGCGGCACACCACUCGUAACGACGAUGAACUGGCCUACUCAGACGAGGGCGAGGGCGGCGUGGGCGGCGAGGACUCAGAUCUUUUGCUGCUGAAUACGCCAGCGGCAACGGAGCGCAUGAGGAGAGAGGCCCAGGAUAUUUUCCGCGCAUCGUCCAUGCGUCGCUCGUUGGGCAACAGACGGACAGAGUUCAAGUUCUCCGCAGUAGCGAAGGAUAUGUACAAGGAGUUGGGCAUGGCCGAGAUCAACGAGUCGGCAGGCGUCGUCUUGAAGACGGAAGACCUGAUCAACCAGCUUUACAACGAAGGAAUUGGUGCGCAGGAGGACCCCGAUCAGCUCGAUGUCUCGCUCGCCAACAUUGUCUAUCCUCUGGUGGAUCUCUGGAAUGACUUCGCCGACAGCUUACCCAUGCCGGAGGGAGAGCACAUUGCCGAGAUUGGCCCCGGCCCCGAAAGUGAGCCAUUCACGAAAGCUGCCUAUGUUGCCCAGCUAGUGCUCCAGAUGCACCAUACUCGAUUCGCCAACCAAGGCACCGUCGAUACCGAGGUGCCACCAUUGCCUUAUGUUCUGUUCAGAUGGAUUGAGGAAAACCACAAUAUCUACCCCGAGCAAUUCGAAAUUGUCAUGAACCAUAGGCCGAGCCCGGCGUGCCACAGUCUCUUCUGGCCGACACUCCGGAGUGCUCUCAUCCGUGGCAAUGUCGAACUCGCGUCAAAGCUGUUGAGGAACGCCGGGUGGGAGUCCGUCAAAAAGGGUCCUCGAGCUGACUUUGCAUACUCUGGCAAAGCUCUCGAUAACUUACAACGUGCCGUCGGUAUUGCGUGCGAGGCACUCGACAUGUGCCCAAUCACCAAGGGCAAUUGGGAUAUCUUCAGCAGCGACUGGACGUUGUAUCGUAUUCAGACGAAGGGCUCGUUGGACAAGCUUCAGAGAUUUGCGGAGGGCAAGGACAAGAACCUUUUUGCUGGCGAUAGUGACGACAGCUCGUACGGAAGGGGCUCUUUGGCCGGCCUUGUGCGGAAAGCUGAGGGGCAGGUCCCAUGGGACAUCUAUGAACACCUCCAGACCAUUUACCAGAUCAUCAUGGGAACGCCAGAGGCUAUCCUGGAUACGGCGCAGGACUGGUGCGAAGCCACGAUUGGCCUGUUUGGAUGGUGGGAGGAAGGCAGAGGACAGCAGAAGAGCUUACGCAUGUCGCGUUCCCACGGACUCCGUAUGACAGCUACUUCUCCCACCCCGGAGAGCUAUUUUGAACGUCUGUCACUUGCUUUCCACACUGCAGUUGAGUCGGACUUCCACUUCAACUCCAUGAACCCAGUCGAAGUCGCCCUCGCCUCUGCUUUCGAGUCAAACUUUGCGGCUGUCAUCGGAAUCCUGCGCGCAUGGUCGCUCCCCAUAGCUUCCUCGGUGGCGGAACUUGCCUCUCUUGGCCAAUGGCUACCUAAGCCCGAGCAGCCCAACUUGAUCACGAUGGAGAGCCUGAACAUGGAGGAUCUUGAGAUGUUGGGAGUGGCCCCUCAGACUGCAGACGAGGUGGAGGGCAUCAAAGACACCACACUCACACAUUACGCACGCGAAUUGGCCGGAAUCGACAAACUCUCCGAAGAUCGCAGCGGCUGGGAGAUGGCGAUACAAGUCCUUGGUCGCAUGGAUUCGGCUGCGAAAUCAGAGGAUAUGGUCGGAGAACUGCUUCGGGACAUUCUAACCCAGCUCGAUUCUGAUCAAGGAACCACCGUGGACAAGGUCUGGAGGAUUCUGAACGAUCUCGGCAUGAUUACGUAUGCCGAAGAGACCGCAGAGACUUAUGCAGACAUUCUUGGAAAAGAUUCUCACAGAUACGGAGAGGCUCUUUGGUACUACGCUCUGGCUCACAGACCAGGAAAGGUCCGCGAGGUGCUCAACCUCCUCAUGUCCUACUCCCUGCUUCAUUCCACGGUUUAUCCUCCGGCCAACGAUCUAGAUGAUCACCUCUACCGACUCCUCAACGAGCGCAGUCAAACCCUCGAGAAGUAUGCCAAGCAAGACCUCGAGGCAGCGAAUCUUCUCGGGCGGAUGCUGAGUGGCUACGCCACUCUCAGAAAAUUCUACGAACUUCGUGACACUGAUGGACUUGCGGACAUGUCCCCUUACAAGUCUGCCUCUCUCCGGAAGCAAGCUGCAUCUGCCCUUGUUGCUGUCAUCGCUAGCUCAGAUGACAAUAUCCGGGGAGGCCUCUUUGACGAAACUCGCGACGCCGUUGUCAGCGAAGACUUUAUUCUCGCACUGUUGGGCGAAGCUUUACCCUUUGUCAACCAAAACCCUUCAGUCAUUACCCUCGACCAAAUGGACACGCUUCUCAAGGCCGUUGAGGACAUUCAGACAGUCAACUCGACUAUUUUCAACGCAGCGGACGAAUUCUUCAAGCUCGUUCUGGCCUCAACGCCGGGAAUGAAAGGCUCUACACCCGCAGACCUGAUGCGCAAGAGCACCAGCUCACUCAGUGGAAGCAGCUACAUGCUGAGCGGAAGCUCCAUGCUAGCCAGCCAACUUCACCGGUCAAUCAGCGGAGGCAGCGGUGGCGGAUCUUCUCUCGCCAAGACGAAGCGCGGCUGGGAUUGGCGAUCUGGACUCACGGCAGGCGCGUCGGCUGAUGAUGUGCUUCGCAUACUCCGCUUGGGUCUGUCGAGGGACUUGGCGACCUUGUGGUUGGCCGACGCGGACAACACGCCCGUGUACUAG
Messenger RNA from Colletotrichum orchidophilum, 3315 nucleotides. RefSeq names its product nuclear pore complex subunit Nup85. Gene Ontology annotation, molecular function: structural constituent of nuclear pore. The transcript has 2 exons. The coding region runs from base 1 to 3315 and encodes 1104 amino acids. The record is from RefSeq and is a predicted model, not a curated record. Lineage: Eukaryota; Fungi; Ascomycota; Sordariomycetes; Glomerellales; Glomerellaceae. Gene Ontology annotation, cellular component: nuclear pore outer ring. Gene Ontology annotation, biological process: positive regulation of DNA-templated transcription; protein import into nucleus; mRNA export from nucleus.